UCUCACCCAGUCCAAAUCACCAUGUUCAUGUAUAAAUAUGUAAACAUGUCUCCUUAUCGAUCAGCUACACAGUUCAAGAAUGAGCACCAACCUCAGCAUGAACCAGUUGGUUAAAUACACUGAUCAGGCCGAGAUUCAAGAUUUUAACCGCGAUGACAAUGCUUGGUUUACCUCGAUGCUUGACAAUAAUCACGCUCUGGGAGCGCCGUUGUCAGAGAAAGAGCUGAAGAUACGAAGUGAGCUUGAAAUGGAGGUGGAAAGGGACUUAGAACAAGAGAUUAAAGACGGAAUUUGCAAUCUUUCUCUUAGACUUCACAGGCUCUAUCAACGUCAGAAGGAGAGGCAGGUGAAAGAAGCAUCUGAAGAUAACAAAAGGAAAGCAUUUUCUGAGGUGAACAUCAGCAUAAAAAUGGAAGGGAAGACCAAAGUUGAAAUCAAAGAGACAAAGAAAGAAGCGACUGAAAAGGAUCAUCGACGUUGGUGGAUCAGUCACAGAUCAGAAGAUACGAAGCAAGUGUCUGGUCUCAAUGGAAAGAAGGUUGAUUGGGAGAAGACUCUGCGAGCGAGUUCAGGUACUGUUUCUGCAAACAAAAUAAAUGGAAACUAUAAGCGUGAAUCUGAUAAAGGAAGGUCAAAGAAUAAGGAAGGACGUCGUUCAUCACCGGGACAAGUAAAAGGAGAAGGGAAGGUGGAUCAGAAGCUUCUUCAGCUGGGAUGGAAGGUUUAACGAUUAAUGUUUUGGUCUGUGAAUAUUGUUACUGUUUGCGUGUGUGAUGAUUUUGCUAUGCUUACUUUAUGAUUACACGAGUGGAUUGGAAUGAUCGAUAACGUUUGUUGACCAAGAAAAGAAACAAGCAUGGCACCCAUGUGAUGUUUCUUGAUUGAAAUUGAAAUUAAUAAAAACAUUUUGGAGAUUUUUAAUAA
Molecule: messenger RNA, 924 nt
Organism: Prosopis cineraria
Lineage: Eukaryota; Viridiplantae; Streptophyta; Magnoliopsida; Fabales; Fabaceae
Exons: 3
Coding region: 80-727 (215 amino acids)
Source: RefSeq, a predicted model, not a curated record